Vespa velutina is the source of this 586-nucleotide messenger RNA. It is a transcript of the gene RpLP1, whose product is annotated as 60S acidic ribosomal protein P1. The coding region runs from base 158 to 499 and encodes 113 amino acids. NCBI's taxonomy places the organism in Eukaryota, Metazoa, Arthropoda, Insecta, Hymenoptera, Vespidae. Gene Ontology annotation, molecular function: protein kinase activator activity; ribonucleoprotein complex binding; structural constituent of ribosome. The record is from RefSeq and is a predicted model, not a curated record. The transcript has 4 exons. Gene Ontology annotation, biological process: translational elongation; cytoplasmic translation. Gene Ontology annotation, cellular component: ribosome; cytosolic large ribosomal subunit.
UUACGUCACGUGACAUCCGUUGCGCGCUAACUCUUUCCCGUUGGAUUCGACCGAACCUUUGUGCUUGUUCUCUCUCACGGAGCUAAGGCCAUAUCGGCGACUUGCACUAUUAUUAAGAUCCAUCGAGUUUCAAUAAAAAAAAAUAUAAAUAGUAAAAAUGACUACCAAAGCCGAGCUUGCUUGCGUUUAUUCUGCUCUUAUUCUCGUCGACGAUGACAUCGCCGUAACGGGUGAGAAAAUACAAACAAUUUUAAAGGCUGCCAAUGUGGAUGUAGAAUCUUAUUGGCCUGGACUUUUCGCAAAGGCUUUGGAGGGUGUGAAUGUGAAAGAUCUUAUCACUAAAAUUGGGUCUGGCGUUGGUGCUGCACCUGCUGCCGGUGUCACUGCUGCUGCAGCUGCACCAGCCAGUACGGAAGCUGCCCCAGCUAAAGAAGAAAAGAAGAAGGAAGAACCAGAAGAAGAAUCGGAUGAGGACAUGGGUUUUGGAUUGUUCGAUUAAACUCAGGGAUCGCAUUAUGUUGGUCCAUUCCUCUUUUAUGUACAGUUAUAUUGUACAGUGAAUAAAACAUUUUAAAAAUUAAAAAUA